Molecule: messenger RNA, 915 nt
Organism: Cladophialophora psammophila CBS 110553
Lineage: Eukaryota; Fungi; Ascomycota; Eurotiomycetes; Chaetothyriales; Herpotrichiellaceae
Exons: 2
Coding region: 1-915 (304 amino acids)
Source: RefSeq, a predicted model, not a curated record
AUGUCAAAUUUGUUCCAUCAACCAUGGACAAUUUCGGAGCAAAUCGUUUUGUUGACCAACAUUAUUCAGAGUACGGGGCAGGAUGUGCCGGCAUUUCUGGUGCGCGCCAUGGAGAACGGCAAUAUACAACCCAGAUGGGACGAGGUUGCUCUGCCAGCAGGCCGCACUCCUAGUGCCUGUCGGCAUAUGUACAACUUUUUGCGUAGUCAAUCCCGCUCCUUCCCAGGGCCGGGGCACCCAGGCUUUCCUCAGCAGCCACUUGCGCCGUAUCCUCCGGAAAUGAGAGCAGUGUCUGAGUCUGAUUUACCCCAGCCAACGCAGCGUCCGAUUCAGCCUCGUCCUCCCCGUUCGACAGACUCGCCCAUCCCUCCUACGACCAAUGGAGAGGGCUUCCGGAUCUUGCGUCCUUUCACUCAUCCUGAGCCGCCCGGGGAAAAGCGCAAGAAACGAGGCCGUCCGACGAAAGAAGAGGCAGAAGAACGCGACCGGAAGCUUGCAGAGGCCGGGCAGACUUACGAGCCGAAGAGGAGGCCGGCAAAGAAAUCGAGGCCGUCUGGAACCCCUAGCUCGCUUGCUGAAGCUCCUGCUACCACAUCACCCGUCAUGCAGACGCCACUCUUGCAGUAUGUUGGGCCAAAGGAGGAGACGUCUAGCGGGAAGAGACGGUCCAGGCGCCAGCGUGAGGAGGGAGAAUCAUCUCGCCAGGCACUUUCUAGGUCUCCGGCGGACGAUUCAGGUGAUGGACGGAGUACAGACGCCGCUCAGAGUCCGUCCGACAGGCUUCUUGCGAGGCCAGAACGAGCUCAACAAGCUGCUUCUGUCGCUCGAGAUGUACAGCAGGUAUCGAGCCCAGGUCUCGAGGCGCAACGAGAAGCCAAGCAGGACAAUCCACCAUUCGGUCCUUCAUCCGCCUAA